Molecule: messenger RNA, 2277 nt
Organism: Entrophospora candida
Lineage: Eukaryota; Fungi; Glomeromycota; Glomeromycetes; Entrophosporales; Entrophosporaceae
Source: the annotation of a GenBank genome assembly
AUGAUUGAUUCUGCUUGUACUAAAAUUAUGAUUGAGGAUUGUGAUAAUUUGGUAUUGAAUGCAAACUCUAAAAUUCUUACAUCGACAAUUGAUGUUUGGAAGUCUAAUAAUAUCAUUUUGAAGAUCCAUGAGAAAAUUCAAACCAUUCAAGUUGACGAAUGCAAAAACAUAGAAAUUGUAUUCAAUGAUCCAAAAAAUUUCUAUUCUAUAGUUUGGACAAACACAGAUAAAAUCGAUUUGAAGAUCUUGGAGUCUGACCAAGGCAAUGAUCAACAACAGAAUCACAUUCAAUAUAUUACCAGAUUGUUUGAAGAUGGUGGAUUAAAAAAUGAAAUGCUUAUUAGAGCCGAGAAAGGUUUUCCAAUCACUAAAAGAGAAUUGGAUGAUUGGAUUACUAGGAACAAACAAGAAUUUGGAGGUUGUAAUUCAACAAUUUAUUGUAAUGGAGAGCUGUUAAAAUUAGUUCAAUUAUCGAGAAUUUUUGAUGAUUCUAAAACUUUUGUUGACAUGCCCACGAAAAAACCUGUAGCUGAAGUACUACAAGCUGUCCAAAAAUUAUUAACUCAAAACAAACAAAAUCCUCCAACAAGAUCAGAAGUAAUAUCAUUUUUAUCGACUUAUUUUGAUAAAGAAGGUCAAGAAUUACUCAGUCCAGAAAACUAUGAUGAUAAACAUUGUACUUCCACCUCUCCGUUUUCUUCUUUAUUUCCUUUAAAUUCAAAGCCGGGCUUUCUAAAAAAUAUUCAUGACCCGUAUUUGAAACCGUUUGGUGAAAUUGUUCACAAAUUAUGGAAAACUUUGGUUAGAAAAGUAGAUUUGUCAUUUAUGUGUGAUGGUUGUGUCUCAAGUUUCAUUCCAUUGAAGAAUCCAUUCGUUAUCCCGGGUGGAAGGUUUCGUGAAAUUUAUUAUUGGGACGGGUAUUUCAUCAUCGAGGGAUUGUUGCUUAGUGAGUUGUAUGAUUUGGCCAAAGGCAUGAUUGAAAAUUAUCUAAUACUUGUGGAGACCUAUGGAUUUAUUCCAAACGGUUCAAGGAUUUAUUAUUUGAAUCGGUCACAGCCACCAUUAUUAACUCAAAUGGUAAAGAGAUAUUAUGAAACAACAAAAGAUAAACAAUUUCUAAAAAGAGCUUUGCCAACACUAAUCAAAGAAUACAAUUUCUGGCAUCGCAACAAAACAAUUGGAAUCAAUCGUCAAAACAAACGAUACACUCUAAAUUAUUACAAUGUCUACACUGAUCAACCUAGACCUGAAAGUUACUGGGAAGACUACGUGACCGCCCAACAACCACAAAGCUUAUUAAAUGUGCACCUACAAGAAAACAAUAACGAUGAUAGGAAAAAUAAACUAAAUGAAUCGGCUAUUAUUGAACUCUACUCAAACAUUGCCGCCGCUGCAGAAACUGGUUGGGAUUUUUCUUCAAGAUGGGCCAAUAAUUAUCGCCUCAAGCCAACCACCGAUUCAAACAAUAUUACCGAUUUUCCAAUUUUACGUUCGUUGAAUACAAAAUCAAUCAUACCCGUGGAUUUGAAUUCAAUUUUCUUGUCUUUAGCAUUCAGAAAGAAAGCUAGAAAUAGAUUAGAUGCUAUCAAAGAAUUGUUUUGGGAUGAUGAGCUUAAUUUAUUUAUGGAUUUUAAUCUAACAAGUAAUAAAAGAUCUGAAGUAACUACCUUGGCUUCCUACUUUCCAUUCUGGGCAGGCGCAAUACCAGCUGAACUAAGUUCAAACCCUUUCAAAAUACUAAAAUCAUAUGACUACAUUAAGAAACUAUUGGGAAAAUAUCCAGGCUCACUGACAUCCACAUUGAUGGAUUCCGGUCUACAAUGGGAUUUCCCAAAUAGUUGGCCACCAUUAGAAUAUGUGGUUGUAAAAGGUUUGGUUCAAUUGAGCGAUAAAUACUAUCCUUUUAAUGCCAAUAAUCGUAGCAGCAAUGGUCUUGACAAAUAUUAUGAUUUGGCAAGUUCAAUAAGUCAACGAUUUGUUUCUUCGGUAUUUUGUGCUUGGUAUAUUACUGGUGGAUCAAUUAAAGAUUUACUACCAAAGUUAGAAAAUACUACUGAUGACGGACAUAUUUUUGAAAGUGGUGGUGGAGAAUAUAAAGUACAAACAGGGUUUGGAUGGACAAAUGGUGUACUAUUAUGGAUGCUUAAUGAAUUUGGUGAUCAAUUAAAAGUUCCAGUUUGUAAUAUUAGUAGUAGUAUUAGUAAUGAUUUUGUUAAAGUUACCAAUUAUAAAAAUAUUGAUUUUUAUUAUUAUUCUAAUAAUAAUAAUAACCUUUAG